Acromyrmex echinatior (Panamanian leafcutter ant) is the source of this 13990-nucleotide messenger RNA. RefSeq lists its product as uncharacterized. Gene Ontology annotation, cellular component: nucleus; MLL3/4 complex. Gene Ontology annotation, biological process: positive regulation of transcription by RNA polymerase II. The record is from RefSeq and is a predicted model, not a curated record. Gene Ontology annotation, molecular function: protein binding; transcription coactivator activity; histone H3K4 methyltransferase activity. Lineage: Eukaryota; Metazoa; Arthropoda; Insecta; Hymenoptera; Formicidae.
UACAUUUAUAGUGUGUGGAGAAGUUACUUGCGUUCAAUGUUAUGGAAUGGGUGAUGUCUCGAAUCUAGUGAUGUGCUCCGUUUGCGGCCAACACUAUCAUGGCAGUUGUGUGGGCUUGGCAUUAUUACCUGGGGUACGUGCUGGAUGGCAGUGCGUGUCUUGCCGUGUAUGUCAAGUCUGUCGGCAACCCGAGGAUGUUUCAAAGGUAAUGCUAUGUGAACGAUGUGACAAAGCUUAUCAUCCCGGUUGUUUGCGACCGAUUGUCACUUCUAUUCCAAAAUACGGCUGGAAGUGUAAAUGUUGUCGCGUGUGCACCGAUUGUGGUUCACGUACUCCUGGAGCUGGACUAUCUUCCAGAUGGCAUUCUCAUUAUACCGUCUGUGAUUCAUGCUAUCAGCAGCGUAACAAGGGCUUUUCUUGUCCACUCUGUAGAAAGGCAUAUAGAGCUGCGGCAUAUCGUGAAAUGGUCCAAUGUCAUGGUUGCAAGAAAUUUGUGCAUGGCACAUGCGAUCCCGAAGCGGAUCCGCUUACUUAUCAGCAGCGCAAAGAAGCGAAGCCGGAUUACGAAUAUGUUUGUCUGCAUUGUAAGAGCAUCGCCAUGGUAGCCAGACGGAAGGACAGUAUUGAUGAAGGCGAUUUAAGUCUAAGUGCUUCGCAAGAAAGUCUCGAUGGUGAAUCUUCUGAAUUAGAUUAUCCAAGUGGUUGUUCCGAAGAAGCGCUUUAUUCGGUCGGAUUAGGGAAAGGGAAACCGUUCUGUGCUACAAAGAUUGCAAAGAAAAGAUUGGGGAUUAGCGGCGGAGUUAUCGGUAGGCCCAAAGGUAUUGGAAAACUGGGAUAUCAAAAGAGGCAAAAGAUGACAGAAUUUGGAAGAAAGAGAGGACCCAAGGGAAAAAUGAGAGGAUUUUAUGGAGUACCAGAAGUGGGUUUGCAGAGUCCGAAUCCAGAUUCAUCCCAAUCGAAGGAAGAAGAACAGCUUGGGGGUGAGAACAGAUUGAUCUUGUGCUCGGCCAAAGAUAAAUUUGUUCUUACACAAGAUAUUUGUGUGAUGUGUGGCUCGAUUGGUAUGGAUCAAGAAGGUUGUUUGAUUGCAUGUGUACAAUGCGGUCAGUGUUAUCACCCAUAUUGCGCUGGCGUUAAGAUCACUAAGGUCAUUUUGCAAAAGGGCUGGCGAUGUCUCGAUUGUACUGUUUGUGAAGGCUGUGGUGAACGAAAUGAUGAAGCUCGCUUGAUUCUUUGUGACGACUGCGAUAUCAGCUAUCACAUUUAUUGUAUGGAUCCGCCUUUAGAUUAUGUGCCGCACGGUACAUGGAAGUGCAAAUGGUGUGCGCAAUGUCAGACUUGUGGUUCUAACGAUCCCGGUUUUAAUUCAUCCUGGCAAAAAAGUUAUACUCAAUGCGGACCCUGUGCUUCUCACACCGCUUGCGUAGUUUGCCAAGAAGCUUAUCAGGAGGGUGAUCUCAUCAUUCAAUGCGUACAAUGCGAAAGAUGGCUUCACUGCGGUUGUGAUUCAAUUAAAAGCGAAUCUGAUGCCGAACGCUGUGCCGAGGAGGGUUACGUUUGUCUUCUUUGUCGUCCUAGAGAUGUUCUCCCUCCUCACCUUCUCUCUAAACCUUCCUCGAAAUUCACUCGGUCAUCUUCUCCACCUCAAAAUCGAAAUACAGAAUUAUUUAAAACUUCCUCGCAACAAUAUAUAAUGGAAGGAGUAUAUCUUUCUGAAGUAGGGAUGAAUCAUAUCAAAUCUUUAACCGCAGAACAUCAGCAAACAAGAAAAAAGAAAAGAAAACAACCUCAAAUGGUGGAUAAAGAAGCAGAUAUAAUGGCGACUAUUGAAUCUGUCGUUGCUGGAGGAAGUUUAGACAAUUCUUUAGAGGAAAAUAACAAAUUGGAAUUGAUGGAUGUCAAAGAUGAACCAGAAACAGUGCUGAAAGAAGGUAUGGUAUGGAACCAACCUCCUCCAGAAGGCUUUAGCAUUUGCACUUCAGAAAAUGGACUUCCUGUUUUACGAAGAAAACGUCAAAGAAAUCUGCAAAAAUUAGGUAUUGGAGGAUUUAGUGUAAGAUUGAGAACUAGAAAAGACAAAGAAGAAGAAGGAGAUGCUGAAAAACCUGGAGAAUCUUCAAUCAUAGGAAUGGGAGACGAUAAACCCCGAAGGAAACCUCAGAGAAGAAAGCCAAAACCAAAACUGGCGGAAUAUUUUCCUAUUUAUAUGCAAGAAGCGUUUUUUGGCAAGAAUUUAAUGGAUACAACGAAAGAAAAAGAUCUUGAAAGCAGCAGCGAAUCUGAGGAAGAACAUAAAGUCCCUGAAAAUGCCAAUACAAUUCAGUUAUCUCAAGAUGAAUUGAAGGUAAUGGAACAAGUCAAAGCAAAGCAAGAAAAAGACGAUGAAAAGAUUGCUCCUGAGCAAAUCAAAAGAGAAGAAAUCGUGGAAGAUGAUGGAAGUGAUACUGAAGCACUUGGAGAUAUUUUACCUAUUUCCGGGGAUUUAUUGGAUAGCGAUUUAGUAAAUACAAUAAUGAAUGAAAACGAUGAGGACUUAGCUAAAGCGAGCGAAGCACUGGACGAAUUGGAUGAUGCUCAAGGUGGAAGUAAAGAUGAACUGACGGAUAUCUUAAGUCCACAUUUUAAUUUGGAGUCAAUGGUCAGAGACACUGGUUUACCUAAUAUGGAUAGUAAAGAUAUCGAGGAAAUAUUUAAAGGCGUUCUGACUGAUGAAUCUCAAGAGUCUCAGGAAUCAUCGGUAUUCUCUGUCCAAGCUCAGACUUCGCAUCCUUCAUCAUCUACUACUCCUCUAGUGUCACCCUCUCCUCAUCCUGGUAUUCAAACAGCAAUAUUAGCAAGACCUCAAGUACCUGGUGCUCUACCUUCGGUUGGCCAAUCAAACUUAAAUUCUCCAAUGAGUUUUCCACCACCUUCACCAUACCAUUCUGAAUAUAGCAAUAGUCCACAGUUUAGUCCAGCAUUUUCGGAGCCUCCUAGUCCAUGGGUGAAUCCCGAAGAUGAAGGAAAUGCUCCAAUAGGCAAUGUUACCAUUUCAUACAACCAAAAAAGCAAUCUAAAGUUGGAAGCUGAUGAAGCAUUGGGUACUGCAGCGACAAUAUCCUCGGUUCUCUAUGCUAAUAUUAAUCAUCCUGAAUGGAAAACUGAUUUUCCAGUAUGGGCCGAGAGAUGUAAACAAAUUCUGAAGAAAUGGCGAGCACUUCCAACUGAUAAGAAAGCUCCAUAUUUGACUCAGGCUCGAGACAAUCGUGCUGCGGUUCGCAUGAAAAAAACACAACAGCUCUCCAAGGAGACACCACCAAGCACCACCAACACUAUCAUCACAACCAAUAUAACCACCACCAAUACCACCACCAUCAAUAUGAAUACCACUACUACUACCACCACCGCCAUGACUACCAUCAUCACCAAACCCGCCGCUAUGACGGCUCAGCAACAACAGCAGCAGGGAGUGGGUUUGAGGCCCAUAGAGAAGCAAUCAGGAAUGUUGAUGACCAGUGGAAUGACGUCAACCGGCAACAAUCAGCAUCAGGAGGUGUGUGGGGUGCAGGGAACCCCGCCCAGCCCCUCCCUCUCCCCUGAAGCUCCUAGAAACCAACAGUCAUCCGUCUUGCAAUCUUGCACAACACCGGCUUCUUCGUCCUCUUUGUCUUCUUCUGCGUCUUCUUCCUCUUCUUUUUCUCAUUGCAAUAAUUCGGGUGAAGGGCAGCAACCCCUCCAGCAACGUCCACCCCCGAUUGUCGUUAAUAGCGGCAGCGGGAAUAGUAGUAUAGAUCAGCAUCAAAUCCGAGUACUUACUCCGUCCGAGAUCAUGCGCACCCUUCCGUCCCUCAGCCAGGAGCACUACGAUCCCCCACCUCCGCCACCACCACCCACUGCAAUUGUUCACACUGUGCCUCCCGUACAGAACCAUCACCACCACCACCACCACCAUCACCACCACCACCCGAAUAACAUCAUGGAACAGGAUAGACUAUCAAACAGAGAUCGAUCUACUAGAGAAGCUGAGCAGGAAAGGCAAUGGAAACAAUUGCAAGCAUUACGUCAACAACAAGCACAAUUGCAGCAGCAAGUCAUCCAUGAACAACGCGUACAUGCAAUUGCUAGAGUACAUAGACAAAUCAGUGAAGAAAAUGCACCUCAACUAAAUAGUGAUACUGCACCCGUAUUAACGACACAAUUACAAGUUUCCACAGCCCAAGACGCGAGUCAACUAACUUCCUUAGCCUCUCCUUCUCGCAGUACUUUCGCUACACCCUCACUCAAAGCCCCUCGUAGUCUCACACCUCAGUCACCUCAUCAUCAAACUAUGAUACGUCUGCCUGUGCAAGCACCUUGUCGAGUAAUACGUCCGGGCUUUCCUCAACCACCAUCUCCCUUCUCACCGCAAGCGCCUCAGUCACCUCAUGAUUUUCCACAGUCCCCGGCUUCCUCUCAACCUUCUCAGGAGUCACAUUUCCAACGCUUCGAAGGUAAUGUAUCAACUCCUGCAUCCCCCUAUUCAUCACCACAAACGCCAGGUACACCCCGCACUCCCGUGUUUAAUCCUCCACGACCUCCCGUAUAUGCUCCUCCUCCUCCUCCUCCCCCUCCUCCUCCUCCUCCUCCUCCUCCACCUGCAACAUCGCGAACUCCUGAUCCUUACAGCCAGCCACCUGUCACUCCCACAUCCGCUCCUGCCGCAUCUGGCUAUCCAUCACCUAGGGGUUCUGAAACUCCUCGAACAUCUCAGGAACAAGAAGUGGCUUUUGUACAACAACCGGAAGUCAAUAGGCAAUUGAGAGACUUACUGCAAAGACAACAAUUUAGUAAGAAAAUUGAAGGAGUAGGUGCCAAUUGGGUUCAAGAUGGACAGAAUAAUACGGAGAACAAUCAGCAACAGUUUGAAGCCAGUCAUGUGCAGCUUCAGCAACAACACUCUCAAGUACAAAACAAUUCUAGUGAAGGCACUUUUAGACAUCCACUUCCACCAGGCAUUGUUAGGCCCAGAAUGCCUAUUCAACCGAAUGUCUUAAUAAGAAAUUCCAUUGGAAUAAACUCGCGACAUCCUGUAGCAGGAAAUAUUCAAAAUCCGAUUGAUCAUCGUACUAGGACGUUACUGCAGAAUAGACCCCCAGUAGCUACUAAUGUACCUGCUCAACAGCAUUUUCAAGCAACUCAAAAUCUCCAAAUACGAAUGCCAGCAACGAGAAAUGCCAUUUCCGAAUCUUAUGAUAUUUUGCAACAACAGAGAUUUACAGACGUGAAUCAGACGCAGAAUCAGCGUGUCGCACGAACAGCACAGGACAAUUUAAAUCAAGGUAUUCGUAUGAAUAUAACUCCAGGGAUGGUGCGAGCACCACUCGUUCCCACAACAAUGAGCGAGACCGUGGGAGUGGUUACUUCAGAAGCAUCUGAGAUCCCCGACAAUGUAACAGCUGAAUUGGAAAAGCUAGAGCAGGAAGGAGCCGGUCCAAUGGUUGAAGUCGAAGGAGUCAGUGCAAUAUUGGGAGAUUUGGCAGAUGAUGAUGACGAACUGCUUGCUGAAAUGGGAGCGGACUUCAACAUUCUGGAAUAUGCGGACCCUGAAUUGGACACGAUCGCAGGUGGGGAGAAAACUAAUAUUCUUGAUCUGGAUCUCGAGCAAGUUGAAGUUGAUCCCAAAGACGAUAAACAAAAAAAAGAAACUAGAGACGAAGAACAGAAAUCAGAAUUAACUGGUCCAACCUCUGAUAUUACUGAUUCCUGCUCGACGAGCACGAGUUUGACUCUGACAGAAAAUUCCAACGUGUCGACAAUAACAUCACCACAGGCGACAUCACAGACGACAUCGCAGGCAAUGCAGGCGCAAGUAGUGCAACAACAAAUGCAUCAGCAAGUACAACAAGCGGCAGCGAUGGGUCGGCCAAUACCUCCCGGUACAAGGUUGCUUUCACCAGAUGGAGCAGUUGGAGUAGUAACUUCCACAAACACAGUAACUGUGAGCUAUCCAUCGAAUUUUUCCGGACAUCCGCAGAGAUUUUCGCAGGCACAUAUACAAGUCUCGCAACAGCAACGGCUGGGCAUGCGAGUAGCCGCAGGAAUACCAAAUAUGGCUGGCAGAGUGGUUGCUGUAAAUCAUAUGAUUGGUCCACGGAUGCCGUUGGCUCCGCCACCACCACCACCGCCACCACCACCCCCUUAUCCAGGGCCACCACCGCCAUAUCCUGGACCGAUACAGAUGGGACUGUGCCCGGGUGGUGGUGGUGGGGGGGGGCGAGGUAUGACGCGGCCCUCAGUUCAUAUGACGGGGCACCAGGUACCGGUGGCGGGUCCGCCAAUGGGACCUGUAGUGCCGCACCCUCACCGAAGACCUUUGCUUCUGCAGCAGUCGUGUUCACAGGAGCAGCCAUUAUUGCUGGAGGAGCUGUUAGAGCAGGAGAAACGACAGCAGCAGCAGCAGCAGCAGCAGCAGCAGCAACAGACCGAAAAUGUCACUGGAGGAAGUCUUUUGAGUGACAGCGAUUUUGAAAAAUUCAAAGCUGAUGUUUUGGGUACUACGUCACCUCCUCAGGGUAUGGUGCCUGUAAUAAGACCACCUUGUACAGCGAGAUCACCUUCCACAUCUAACACCAACUGGCAGCAAAGUGGCAUAGCUACUGAUGGAGUGCUAAAGCUAGCAGCGGCGCAAGUGGGAUCGAGACAACCAAUUGCCACACAGACUCCACCCGAACCAAGAGUGGCUAUGUUUAACAUUCCUCAAAAACCGGCACCACCGACUCCACCAGAAAAUAUUGCUAAUGAGCAAGAUCGGCAAAUUCAUGCGAAUUAUGAGCAAUGGCUUAAUAAUCAGCAUCAAAUAUUAACGCAACAAUUAAAAUAUUAUGAGGCAGAGGUUCAAAAACUUCGGAAAAUAAGAAAGUCUCUCAAUAGUAAGCAACGUCAGCUUCGUAAAUCUGGUAACGAACUGACAGAGACCGAUGCUGCUGAACUACAACGGAUUUCUUCCGAGCAAGCUAUUCUUCAGAAACAUUUAGAAACUUCUCGUAAGCAACAGCGUCAACACAGCGUAUUGGUUCAAGAGUAUCAUAACAAACAACAACAACAACGACAAACUCAACCCCAACCAAAUGAACCUUGUUCUCCAUUGAUGUCACCUUCUCAGCAUUCUCCGAUGCAUUCUCCAGCAGCGUUGGUUUCUCAGAGUCCUGGUCCUAGCAUGAUUCAACAUUCACCAGCAACUCCAUCAAUUGUUCAACAUAGUCCAGGCACACCGCUGCUUCAACAUAGUCCAGGCAACCCUCAAUCGUCUAAUCCAGGUACAAUGUCACCGCAUAAUGUUCAGCAACAAUCGCCAAGAAUUGGCACUCCUCAUUCUCAAGGUGAUGAAAGUCCAUUCAGUCCUGGGCCAAUGCCUUCUCCGGGUCUAUGCAAUCCCAACACUACACGAAUGACUUCACCACAACAUAGAGCCAUUAUUGGCGGAAGAUUGGCAACUUCUCCUGGUGCUUUUACGCCGGAGACGCGAAAUCAACAGUUGAUAGUUGAUCAGGGUGUGAGAGUUCACAGUUUAACUCAGAGAUUUGUUAGACCACCAGAAGGGGCGCAGAGGAGAGGAGGUAUCGUUUACAAUCCACAGUCAGGACAGCAGCAGUUACUAAAUCAACAACAGCAUCAGCUGUUACAGAGGCAGCAAAUUAUUCAGCAACAGCAUGAAGGCGUUUCUCAGGAUCAAAGUCAAAAUACUAUUGUUCGGGGGACAUUGCAGCGGCAGCAAGUUUUCCAACAACAACAACAACAACAACAACAACAUGAAGGUGUUUCUCGACAACAAAUUCUUCAACAGAAUGAUAUUUCUCAGGAUGGACAGAAUCUUAUUACUCAAAGAAAUUUACAAAUGGUUCAACAAAGACAAAUUCUUCAACAGCAACAGACUGAUAUCAUUUCUCAAGAAGGACAGAAUGUUGUCGUUCAAAGAAAUUUACAAACGAGCCGGCAACAAAUUAUUCAGCAGCAGCAACAAGAAGGUCUUUCUCAGGAUGGACAAAAUGUCGUUACUCAAAGAUCGUUGCAAAUAACUCAGCAACGACAGCAAAUUCUUCAACAACAACAAAUUCUUCAGCAACAACAAACUGAAGAUGUUUCUCAGGAAGGACAGAGUUCUAUUAAUCAAAGAUCGUUGCAAGUAGUUUCACAACAGCAACGACAACAAAUUCUUCAGCAGCAGCAACAACAGAAUGAUAUUAUUCCUCAAGAAAGUCAUAAUGUCGUUGCUGCUCAAAGAAACUUACAGAUGGUGCAGCAGCGACAACAAAUUCUUCAGCAACAACAACAAAUUCUUCGACAACAACAUGAAGUUAUUUCUCAAAGUAUUUCUCAAGAAGAACAAAUUCCUCAAAAUUCUAUUCCUAGAACGCUACAAAUGAUUCAACAACGGCAGCAGAUUCUUCAACAACAACAGCAGCAACAAGAAGGUACUUCUCAAGAUGGGCAAAAUAUUACUGUUCAAAGACAUUUGCAAAUAGCGCAACAACGACAGCAGCAUGAAAGUGUUUCACAGAAUAUUUCUCAAGAAAUUGGACAAAAUGUUCAAAGAUCAAUACAAAUGGCACAGCAGCGUCAAAUCCUUCAACAACACCAGCAACAUGAAAGUAUUUCUCAAGAUGGGCAGAAUACUGUUGCUCAAAGAAAUUUACAAAUAGCUCAACAACGUCAACAGCAAAUUCUUCAUCAACAGCAUCAACAUGAAGAUGUUUCUCAAGAUGGCGCUAUUACUCAAAGAUCAUUACAACUGGCCCAACAACGACCACAAAUUUUACAGCAACAACAUGAAGGUGUUUCUCAAUCUGUUCCUCAAGAAGGACAAAGUGCUAUUACUCAAAGACCUUUGCAGAUGGUUCAACGACAACAGAUUCUUCAUCAACAGCAACAUGAGGUUAUUUCUCAAGAAGGACAGACUUCUAUUGUUCAAAGAUCACUUCAAAUGGCUCAGCAACGUCAACAAAUUCUUCAUCAACAACAUGAAGGUGUUUCUCAGGGUAUUUCUCAAGAAGGGCAGAAUUCUAUUGGUCCAAGAUCACUCCAAAUGGCUCAGCAACGACAGCAUAUUCUCCAGCAACAACAGCAAAGACAAUUCUUGCAAAUGCAACAACAGCAGCAGAAACCGCCUAACUCGCCGAUGGUGUCUCAGUCAUCAAAUUCCCCCAGUCCACAGCUUCAUCAGCAACUUCAACAAAAUUAUGGUCAACCUCCAAAUUCACCUAUGGUGCAACAGACAACGAUGGGUUCUCCGAUGCUUCAACAACAAUUAAAUCCGGCUUCACAACCUCCUAGUCCAAUGAACAGGAUUUCACCGAUGCUUCAUGGUAGCCAUCAUCAUUCUUCAACAACUACUCAACCACCCAGCUCUCCUAUGAUGCCUAGAAGUCCUAUGGUAGCUGGAUCUCCUAUGCAAAUGCAGCGAAGACAGUCUACUGGGAAUAGUCCUGCUAUGCCAGACAGACCCCAAAGUGUGGAAAAUCCUGGAACUCCAAGAACACCUCAUACACCUCAUACACCUCAUAAUUUUGUCCAACAAAAUACUAAUUUAACUGUAACUGCAAGUGAUCAGCAACAAAUUUCUCAGCAAAUUCCUCAACAAGUUUCUCAGGAACAAACUUCUUUAUCAGAUAAUCUUUCUAGAGGUGGAGGAAACUCCAAUAAUCCCUUAAAUCCCAUUCCUUUUCUUGAUUUUGCGAAGACUGGAUAUUUUAAAUUAGGAUUAAAGGGUGGUUCAUCAGAUGAUCAGGACCAGAUUCGUCAACAAAUUUCUCAAGUUCUUUUACCAGAAAAUUCUACUAAAAAUGAGAAAAAUAAUAAUAAAUCUAUAAAACCAAUACGAUUUCCUAAUUUUGGACGAUUUGGAUGGUUCAAGUUGGGUUUAAGAGGAGGAUCGCCAAUGUGGUCAAGCAAAGCUGAUAGCAGUAAAGGUGGUAAAGGAUCGGAAACAUCUCAAACGAAAAGAGAUCAGUCUACAGAAGAGAAAGCAAAUACUUCCAUGAAUCGGAAAACUGCUAGAAUCAGCUCAUUAGUCUGUGUCGAUUAUAAUGACUUCGAUGAUGAUUCUCAUACGCCGCCACAAGCUUCUCCCACAACUUUAGAGAUAAAAUCAACUGGUCAAGGCUCUUCAUUGACCUCUUCAACUUUAGAUAAUGGAUCUUUAACUUUAGAAAGUCCCGGAGAAAAAUUGGAACAACUUCCAGAUACGACAGAUUAUGAUGAUGACAAAACUAUAGUUAAUACUGAAGUGACUUUGAGUUCCACAGCUCAACGAGACAGUGAUGAUAUUACCGUGAUUGAACAGUUCGGUGACUCAGAACUAGUUGAUGUUAUUUCAGGAACUUUAGAAGGUGAUAUGCAAGAAGAAUAUGUUUUAUUCGAACCUGGAAUGGUGGUGGAUCUUUCUGCUGAUAGUAACGAUUCUCUUUGUCAUGCUUUAGUAAAUGAUGCUGGUCAAGGUCAUGACUUAGUGCAGAUUUUAGAGAUUGAUAAUUCUGAAUCACAAUCAGAAGAACCUAUUUUGAGUGACGAAGAUUUAGUCCCGUCUCAUUCAAGAAAUAAAAAGGGUCUUAGACUCGAUAUAGUGAGGGCCUUUCAGUCUGGAAAAAAGCUAGUCGCUGUAACUGAUACUCCUGAAUCACCAGAUCAAGAAGAACUUCGAGUUGAUCCUUCUCCAGGUCCUUAUUUAGAUCAGUCUCCUGAUCAAGAACUUAUGGUAUCUUUAGUAAGUGAUUCUGAAGUGGUUAUUAUCGAUCCUACAACGAAAUCGCCUGAAGACAAUCUUUCUAAGGGUUCUUGCGAUGAAGAGAUUGAAAAAACUGAUAAUAAUAUACAAACUGAUGUUUCUAAAGAAAAUACAUUUAAUGAAGGCUCGAUAGAUGAUCAAACCAAAUCUUCAAAACAAAACAAGAGUCCUACAAAUUUUAUCUUUUCAGAUAAAUCGUAUACCAAAACACCAACUUCAACUAUAUACCCAACUAAUAUUAAUGUAACAGUCUCAAAAUCGUUGGUUUCUUUAAUAAAUACUACAAUUUCUUCAAAUUUAAUUUCCAAUUUAGUUUCUACUAGCUCUAAUUCUCAACUAACUCAGGUUUCAAUUCAACCAAUUGUGACAGAAACUAAAAUGGUAGAUCAGUUUGACUUAAAAGAAGUUUCCUCGAGUUGUUCUACCAAUCAGAAAGGUAUUACAUUGUCAACGAUGGCGAGCAUUGUGGCAGAUGCAAAAAUUGCUGCGAAACUUAGUCAAACUGCUCUGGAGAAAAUAUCCAAUUCUCAGCAAGAUAAAGUGAAUCCGAAAAUCAUCUCUGCUAAUGAAAUACCGAAAAUAUUAUUCUCAGAGAAGCCUUUGACAACUUUUUCGAGUUUAUCAAAUACAGAAUCUCUGAAUAAUCCCACGAAAUUAAUAUUAAGUGUACAAUCAACUUCUGUGACACUCUCGACUCCGAAAAUGUCAAUUCCAGAUUUGUCGAAAAAAGAUACUAUCUCAAAGAGCAAAGAAAAACUAACAGAAAAUCAAGAAAAUGAAAUGAAAGAAGAGAAAAAGAUCCAGGAUAAAAUUAUAGAUGAAAAUAAUUCCUUGAAUACAUCAUCAAAUAUUUUUUCAGAAUCGAUUGAAGAGAAGAAAACUGAUCCAUUAAAUACUACGGAUGAACUGGAGAGUAUGUUAGAAGCUAUUCAUAAUCCUGCAGAAAAUGUUGAAAAUAAGAAUGAUAUUCCAACGACGACUCUGAAAAGAAUGUCACCUGUUACCGAUGAUUUGUCGCUCGUCAACAUUUUGGAAAAUGAUACUGAACCGGUGGAAAAUGAUAAAGAACAAAUUUCUUCAGAUUCUGAUAUGCAAAAAGUAACAAAUAAAUCAGAAGAAAUCCAAAAAAACAUUGAAGAGAUUAAUGACAAGAACACAAAUAAAAAAAAUCAUCAGGAAGAACAAUGUACGGAAAUGGAAACUUCCAAACCAUUUCUUCAACAUUGUUUAAGUGAAGAAAAGGCAUUAAUAGAGGAAUCAUCUGAUGAUAUUUUAGAUAUAUUACAAAAUAUUAUUUCAUCAAAACCGGAAAUGGCAAACAGUAGCGAGUCGAAUAUUAUUUAUCAAAUGCCAACUCCGUUAGAUACUUUGCCUUUAAAUAUUCUUCAAGACUCUUUAAUGGAUUUAGAGCAAGAAAAUCUUGAAAAUGAUCAAAUUUCUUCAACUGAACCUAAAAAUGAAGUAAAAUGUCAAAAUGCUGAAGUAAAAAAGAGUUCUCCAGCAAUGAGUCAAGCUUCCACUUUGAUAGUUAAUACCGUGGCACAAUUGCAAAAAAGCACAACAACAGUUCCUCAUUUAUCACCACUUUCGAAGCCAACAGAAUUGACUUCUAAUGUAGCUAACGUAUCCCAUCAACUGAGAACAUUGCUAUCAUCUUUACAAAGCAAUCAAACAACAGUGAAUCAAACCGGAGUGGUCACCAUGGUUUCUUCAGUGAAAUCUGGAAGUGUUUUAUCUACCUCUAGUCCCUUGUCGACAUUGAAUUCAUCAAAUAAUGUUCAGAGUGGAGUUUCGACUUUGACAAGAUUAGAUCAAGGUCGUUUUCAACCUAAUCUGAUCAGCAAUAUUUUGAAAGAUACAGAAAUGGUUAUAAAAGAGAAAAAAGAAUUGAAGGAAUGUAGCGGAGUUAUUACUACAGGUUCAAAAGUUAAUAAUAGCGAGCAGAUCUUCAGGAUGACUUCUUCAGCAACAACUUUUCAGACUACUACAGUUUCUAAUCUUUCAAGUACUUCUUCGGCUGCAGGUACUUCUAGAAGCAUUACAACUUCGAUCUCCAUCACUUCAAAUGCCAUGUUGAAUGCCAUGUUGGCUGGGACUACUUCCUUAAAAUCUUCAAUUGCUGGUCAUGGCCGAAGUAACACAAUACCGACUCAAUCUGCAGUCAAUCUUUUGAGUUCUGUUUUACCAUCGACUUCAAUACAACGCUCGCAAAAUCUUCAAGCAAUCCUUCAAGCCAGUUCAGGCUGUUCUACACCCUCUCGAGUACUGGUAAAUACUAGUUCAGCCGUAACUAGCUCAAUGCAAUGUAUUAGAACUAUUGUGCCACCUUUGGCAACUUCUAGUGGUGUUUCAAGUACGUCCAGUAUUCUUCAAUCGACUUUAUCGCAAGCUCCAAGUCCUCUUUUGAUCUCUAAUCAAAAUCAAUUUAAAUCUUCUGGUCUUCUACCAAUAGAAAAAAAUAACGAUCUUGAAAAUCAAUCUACAACAGUAAAAAAAGAUCCUGAAGAGUCCAAAAUCCAAGAAAAGAGAGAAAUAGAUCCCAGUAAAAGUUCUUCUAAUUCUUUAAGAUUAGAGGAUUCUCAAAAUGUAUUACUGAAGCAACUAUUGCAAAAUACGGCAUGUCCUACGACUUCAGGAUCAUCACAAGGACCCAGUCUGCCAAUAGUUCCUUCGCUGGAAGCGCAACUGGCUCGGCCAGUCUUACCUACGCCACCUUCUUUGCUUCCUCAGUUACUGAACGAAACCUCAACACCGAAACCAGUAAUAAAACAAGUUCUUGCAAGGGAAACUUCUUUUUUAUCGCAUUCAGUAACGCCCUUAAAGAUUCAAAGUUCACCAACUAAAGAGGAAUCUACGAAACCUCCUCUUCCAUUACCUAGUUCGAUUGCGACACAAAGAGCACAAACUGAAAACUUAAAACAGCAAACAACAAAGUUAGUUCCUACUCCUUCAGCAAGUUCUUCGGGAAAUUCUAUAUCAAAUCAACCAGUUUCUUCAACAAUAACAACGACAAAAACGUCUCCUAAUAUUUCUACGAAUUUGCAAGAAACUUCUGUAAGUCAAAGCAAACUGAAUACUGGCAUGAGCGGAGAAGGGCUUCAACCCCAACAACGCGUUACUGUUUCUAAACAGCGACCAGUAACUCUAAUAACCUCCUGUUGUGCAGAAGCCAACAGUGGCACAACAACAAGUUCCUUCUUCUUCGACUACUCCCGUUCAACAACAAUCUGUUCAGCAACAAGUGCCUCAUAG